UCUCUCAUUUAUCCCAUGUACUGUUUUUUAUUUCUUUUAUAGAAAUUUUUUACAUAAAGCAACAAAACAAAGCGGUGACAAUUGAACUCCCUAGUCAGUCCCUAUAUAUACAACACUUUGGUUUUGUUAUUCUACUUCAGAUUAAGACAAAACAAAUUAAUUAAAGAGUGAAUAUGGCGAAGAGUAAGGUUCUUGUGGUUGGUGGAACUGGGUAUAUUGGGCGGAGGAUUGUGCAGGCAAGCUUAGCUCAGGGGCAUGAAACCUAUGUCCUUCAACGCCCGGAGAUUGGGCUUGACAUUGAAAAGCUGCAGAUGCUACUGUCAUUCAAGAAGCAAGGGGCUCACCUUAUCGAAGGCUCGUUUAAUGAUCAUAAAAGCUUGGUAGAGGCUAUUAAGCAAGUUGAUGUUGUUAUUUCCACCAUGUCUGGCGUGCAUUUCCGCAGUCAUAACCUUUUGUUGCAGCUCAAGCUUGUGGAGGCCAUCAAAGAAGCUGGGAAUGUUAAGCGUUUCUUGCCUUCAGAGUUUGGUAUGGAUCCAGCGCGGAUGGGGCAUGCACUUGAACCUGGAAGAGUAACAUUUUAUGAAAAAAUGGUUGUGAGAAAAGCUAUAGAAGAUGCCAACAUCCCCUUCACCUAUGUGGUUGCCAACUGCUUUGCUGGUUACUUUGUCGGUAACCUUUCUCAGCUUGAAAGGCUCACUCCUCCUAAACACCAAGUUUAUCUCUAUGGGGACGGAAAUGUUAAAGUGGUUUUUAUGGACGAAGACGAUAUUGCAACAUACACGAUUAAAGCAAUAGAUGAUCCCAGAACAUUGAACAAAACUUUGUACAUAAGGCCUCCAGAGAACAUUCUCACGCAAUCACAGCUAAUCCAGAACUGGGAGAAGCUUACUGAGAAGAAACUAGACAAAAUAAGCAUUUCUGCGCAAGAUUUCCUGGCCUCCAUGAAAGGGAUGGACUUUGCAGGGCAGGUAGGAGUGGGCCAUUUCUAUCAUAUUUUCUACGAGGGCUGCUUAACAAACUUUGAAAUAGGGGAACAAGGUGAAGAAGCUUCAAAGCUUUAUCCCGAGGUGGAUUACAUCCGCAUGGAUGAAUACCUGAAAAUUUAUACAUAAUAAUAAAUGUAACUUGCAGUACGAAUUUUACCUGAUCAAGCAAACAAAAUCAUAUAUGGCUAUCAAAGCUAAUUAUGCAUGGACUGUACUCCAAUAUUAUUCUCCUAAAAUUUUAGACGUCUACCUUAUGUAGGAAGUGACUCCAACUCCUGUUUUGGUGGUCGUUGUACAUGAUUUCCCUUUUUAAUUGCAUCAAUAUAUGUUAAUA
This is a messenger RNA of Durio zibethinus, 1320 nucleotides long. RefSeq names its product isoflavone reductase homolog. Gene Ontology annotation, molecular function: oxidoreductase activity. The record is from RefSeq and is a predicted model, not a curated record. NCBI's taxonomy places the organism in Eukaryota, Viridiplantae, Streptophyta, Magnoliopsida, Malvales, Malvaceae.